CGUCCUUGGGGCUCCAGAAGGAAACUCACCCCCGACUGCCCGCAGCUGAAGCGCGGCUCUUUGCACAGGUAGAUCCCAUAGGCAGAGGGGUCGCUGCGGGCAGGCAGGGGAAUGGCCAUGGCUGGACAAAUCACGUGGGGCCAUCUGUCGGGAGGAGGCGGGGCCACGGGUGAAUGACAGGAGCGGAGCCGGACCUCUCAAGGCCUUUGAUGGGGCGGUUUCUGGGUCGCAAGGGAUUGUGGGUAACGAUUCCAACAACCUUUGGGGUGGACUAGACCAGGUUCUCUGCUGAUCCAUUGAGCCUGCCCUAACGCAUUGACCUGUGACCAACUGCCCUGGGAUCCUUCCUCACCCACUGCCCUCCCUUCAGUGAGGGGGCUCCCACGGCGCUGCCUGGGAGGGAGUGGGAAAGGUAAUGCCGCCAAUUGUCUGUGGGAUGUGGCAGGAAACUGGAGCGCACAGGGCAAACCCAUGUGGUCACAGGGAGAACCUGCAAACCCCACUCAGACAGCGCCCGAGGUCGGGAUCAAACCCGGCUGUCGGGAGAUGGGGGAUCUACCAACCAUGGCAAGUCCACCCAUUCCAACCACAUGAGGCCAUUCCUCCCAACGUGAGGCCAUUCUGGUUCUCCAGCCUUCCCGUCCUGUAGUUGUGAUGUGACGUUGGCUGUGGGGGAAGGUUUCUCUCCCUCUCACGUGUUUCGAUUCACCGGGACCUGCUCUCCCUCGGCCUUUCACCCAAGGAGGGAGGGAGCCCUGCGGAGGACCUCCACCUCCGCUCCGUGUGCAGGCUGGGCUUCAGCCGAGGCCAAGAGGCACAUGACCAGCCACGCCAAGUAGGACCACUACGAGUGCAAUGUGUGCAGCAAGUCCGGGCUCUACCCGUACCUGCUGGAGAUCCACCGGUGGGUCCACACAGGGGAAAAGCCAUUUGACUGUUCCGUCUGCUGCAAGGGCUUCACCCAAUCAUCCGGCCUCCUCGAGCACCAGUGCACCCACACCAGGGAGAAGCCGUUCGAAUGUCCCAUCUACGGGAAGGGAUUCUCCCAGUCCUUGGGCCUCCUUCAGUACCAGUGCACCCACACCGGGGAGAAGCCCUUCACCUGCUCCCUCUGUGGGAAGGGCUUCACCCAGCUGUCCCACUCCUGCAGCACCGGCGGGUCCACACCAGCGAGCGGCCCUUCAUCUGCCCGAGUGCGGCAAGGGCUUCACCUGCUGGAGCACCAGGCCGUCCACACCAGAGAGAGGCCCUUCUCCUGCCCCAACUGCGGAGAAAGCUGCUGACCAACUGCAGGGAUCCUUCAACUUGUACACCGAGGCCUCUCUGUUCCUCAAUACUCCCCACCAUCACCUCUCAGUAAUCAAGAAGGGUGCCAGAAAGGGUGUCAGUGAUCCGGGAAUCGGAAGGUCUCCCUCCUACGUCGUCUCCUCAGCCUUCACCUGACCUCCCCUCCCAUCCCCACACUGGGUAGCGUGCGGCGUCGGAAAUCGUCCAGUGGUUUCAAUGUCAAGUGCUCUGGCGUUUCAACCCGCGACGCGCCGCCCCGAUUCGAGUCGCAGGACCUCGCUCCGCCGUGACGCGUCUCCAACGUGUUCCCGGUGAGGGGAUCAGACGGUGGCAGAUGGAAACAAGGACUUUCACCUUUCUUGAUCGAUGCAAAAUUGUAUUCCAUUUUAAUAAAUGUCUUUUUUCCCCAAUAGAUAGGCCCCAAAUAAUCAGUGUUAUCCCAUGAUAAGCUAACCUACAUAAAGCAAA
Messenger RNA from Pristis pectinata (smalltooth sawfish), 1755 nucleotides. RefSeq names its product putative protein TPRXL. The transcript is spliced from 2 exons. The coding region runs from base 856 to 1443 and encodes 195 amino acids. The record is from RefSeq and is a predicted model, not a curated record. Lineage: Eukaryota; Metazoa; Chordata; Chondrichthyes; Rhinopristiformes; Pristidae.